CUGGCCGGGCUGAGGAGGAGCCCUGCGUCCCCGCAGCAGACACACGCCCACGCGGCGACGUGCUCGAUGAACCGCUGGAGCUUGGAGGAGCUGGUGAAGAGAGACCCCGAAAACUUCCUCAUCCUCCUGCAGCAGAUCAUCAGGAAGACCAGAGAGGUCCAGGAGCACUGUCAGUAUGAGCUGGUGGCUCCCCUAGCGAUCAUGUUCUCCUCCACCCUGCUUCAGACGCCCUUCUGUCCCCCAGACGCUGAGCUGCUGGAGGAGGCCAUGCAGGCGUUCCGCCGGUUCCUCACCUGGCCGGAGCCCUACUGCAGCGUGUGUCGGGACCUGCUGUCCACCCUGCAGCAAGAGCUCAGGGCACCAGGGAUAUCGUUCAACAGACUGGUGAGAGAGGAACAAGGACUCAACACCCCUGGCUUCCACUCCAAGACUGUGACGGUGCUGCUCAUGACCCCUGGUGAGGUGCCUCCAGAGUUCCUGUCUGUGGGCCGGCAGCUCAGUGGCAUGCAGCACUCCCCCAGGGACAGCUUCAUCACCCUCAUCAAGCACGCCUACCAGUCGGCCCUGGGCGCCAAAUACCCUCUAGCCAGCCUCCACAAAGCCCUGCAGGCCAAAAGCGUACAGGAGCUUGGUGACAUUUUCUCCCUGGUAACUGAUGUCAUGGAGACCGCCGCCAUCAUGGCCGACCCACAGGAAGGCUGUGAUCACAUCAUCCUGAGCCUGGAGAGCCUCUGGGAGAAGCUGGAGGUCCCAGCCUCCAGUGGGAGACCGUCUAAUGGCGCACUACAGACGAUCCAACUUCCGACGCCCAAGUGUUUCAUGUUCCCCUGGGAGAAGGACAACUUUGAUGUGCUGAAUGUGCUGGUCGAGAACGAGCACGACCUGGAAGACCUCCACACCAUGGACGGCCAGACGGAGGAGGAGGAGGAGGAGGAGGAGGAGGAGUGUGUGUCUGGGGACGACGAGGAAGGGGAUGAGCCCCCAGAGGACAUCGACUUUGAAGUAGAAGCGCCCGUCUACCCCCACAAACGCAGCGCCGGUGACCGCGCCUCCACCAUCUCCACCGGCUCCUCCCUCUCCACCUCCUCCACCUACUCCACGGUGUCGGCCGCCUCGGGGUCCUACGCUCCCUCGCUCUCCUCCGUGACCUCCAGCACCGACAGCGGCGUGGAGGACGCCGACGACUCCCCGCCCUCCUCGUCGCCCUCCUCGCCGCCCGUCUCCGAAAAGUCCUCGCCCAAGCCGGGCAAGUCCCCCCUCAGCCACUACCUGCUCCGGAUCCUGGUGCGGCCCAAGCGCCCCCGCCGCCUCGACAGGGCCAGCAGCCUGGGCAACCCGGAGUCCAAGAACCUGCUGGGGACGCGCACCCAGCGGUCCUCCUCCCUCCCCCAGCAGGUGGAUCGGCGCGGCUCAGAGGCUCGGCCACAGCCCCAGGCUCCGGCCCUCCGGCACGUCUGCUUCCGCCGGAGGCCCAUCCUGAGCAGCGACGAGGAGGCCAAGAGCACCACACUGCGGGUGGUGGUGUUCGGGGCCGACCACGCCGCGGGCAAGGUGGCCCGGGCCUACCGCCGCCUGCAGCGGAGGGAGGGCGCCUGUCCGCACCUCAGCCGGCUCUUCAGGCUGCAGUUCUACUUUGUCCCCGUGAGGAGGGACUCGGGGGCCCCGCCGGAGUCCCUGAGGGCCCCGUGCCCCUGGGUCCAGGCGGGCUGCCCCCCCCAUGGAGCGGUGUCGUCUGCUGACCCUCAAGCAUCGUGGUCAGAGGACAGUACGAAUGAUAUCGCCCACCUCUUGGGCUUGCUGGACCCCUGGUACGAGAGAAACACACUCAGCCUCCUGCACCUGCCCGCCAACUUGGUCUGCCAGAAAACCUCCAAGAAGGAGUCUCAGUUGCAUGACGGUUCGUAUGAGUGCCGGCUCCCCAUCCUGGCUGACCUGGUUCUGUAUUACUGUCGCCAGGCUACACGGCCCACUCUCAUCCAGCUCUAUCAGGCCGAGCUAACAUUAGCAGGCGGUGAAAGGAGGACAGAGGUCUUCAUCCACUCACUGGAGCUGGGACACACUGCGGGAACCCGAGCUGUCAAGGCCAUGGGUUCUGCAAAAAAAAGGUUUGGCAUCGAUGGAGACCGAGAAGCAGUUCCUCUCAAGCUGGAGGUGCUUUACAACAAGGUGGUAGUUAGUGGGCGGAGUCAUUGGAAAGGAGAGACCAAAGUGUGCACGUCAUUGAACCUGACCAAAGCCUGCAAAAACCAUGAGGAUCUAGACCCUAAGAUGGAGUCCCUGCUACUGAGUAUGACUGAAGUUCUGAAGAGACAAAACUGUAAAGCAAAGAAGAGCUACAACCAGUCUCUGAGCACAUGGGAGGUGAAGGUGGACAAGGUCCAGGUGAGCGGAAGUGAGAACACAACCUUUGCUGUGUGUCUGGACCAAGACGAACGCAAGGUCCUACAGAGUGUUGUCAGGUGCGAAGUGUCCGUGUGCUCCAAACCGGACAGCUGCACGGACUGGAGGCAGGCCCGUGUGCUGUCCCCCCAGAUCCGACCCCUCAACCCCACCUUCUGCUCCCUGCUCUGCCUGCCCGUACACACCUUCGUCGGGGCUAUGCCCUGAAGACACUCCCGGGCCACUCCAAAUACACUGAGGGGGCUUCGACUACGGGGGGGCCCGACGGACGCUACACUAUUUCACUUUCCCUACUUCCCCUCGUGGAGGACAGUGCGGCCACGUUGGACGCCAUGGCUGCUCAGACUUUACCUCCCCCUAUUAGGAAAAUACUCAAGCUCAAGUGUCCACGCAGCUAAUGGAGAAACUGGUGAAUGAGUCAAUGCACUGAGUUACCUGAUUGAUGCACAUGUGGGACCUAUGGUGGAGCUUUAUCCAUAGACUGUAUAAAAAUUAUUGUGUGUCGAUUUUUGGGGCUGAUGUGAUGACGCAUUCACAAAAACCUUUUGUUUGUUAAAAAGUUUUAUAUAAUAUAUGUUUGGGAAGCGCAAGCAAAGACAAUAAGUCCAUUAUGCUUGUGCCAUGUUGUGUUCUAGUUCAGUGGACUGGCACCACGUUCAGGGUGACUUCCGUCCCCUAGUGUUCGGAGAAAGCCUCCAAGCUCUGGGACCAACAAAGAGCAAGCAUAUAAAGAGUGUGAUUCAACACAUUCAUGGAAAGACAUGAACCUCUCCAUGUGUUUUGUGGUGAAGCUCUUAGAUAUCCUAGAUAUGAAUCGGGAUUAGGAGUAUUCACACUUUUAUACGAAAUGUCAAAGUAAUUUGUUAAAAUUGCAUAUAUUCUAGAUAUAUUGUAAACAGUGUGUUUUUUGGUUGUUUCCAAUGUGUUUCAAUGUGCUUCCUAAGAGUUCCCCUUUUCUUUAAAUGACCACUUCUUCAGGAGAAAUGGGCCUGCAAUAAUUAUUUAGACCAAUAGAGGACUCUGUAAAUGUUGUACCAAAUUAUUUGUAAUUUAUUUUCAAUGGAUUCUUUUGUACAUUUAAUAGCUCAGUUUAAAAAUGUAUUUGUUUGAAUGUAAAAAUAUAACCUUGAUAUUUAGGCAUAUUUUAAUACUAUACUAGAGAGGUUCUUCAACUUUACUAGGAUGAAAAGUAUAAUGUACGCUGUCGCUGUUCCUACUAUAUUGAAUAAAUUAGUAGUUUAACUAUGCGGCAGCUGAAGCACCUACUUUUAUCAACUCUUACUAAUGGUACUGUUUUGUUGAGUUACAGUAACUUUCUCUAAUUUCAUUUGAGGAACAGUCGAUCUCUACAUUGAUACUUUGUAAGAUGUACAGUAUGGAUAUUUAUAUAUACAUAGGUCAAAUUUGUGUACAAUAAAUAAAGUGAGUAAAAUCGA
Molecule: messenger RNA, 3836 nt
Organism: Gadus macrocephalus (Pacific cod)
Lineage: Eukaryota; Metazoa; Chordata; Actinopteri; Gadiformes; Gadidae
Product: phosphoinositide 3-kinase regulatory subunit 5-like
Exons: 17
Biological process (GO): positive regulation of MAP kinase activity; G protein-coupled receptor signaling pathway
Cellular component (GO): phosphatidylinositol 3-kinase complex, class IB
Molecular function (GO): 1-phosphatidylinositol-3-kinase regulator activity
Source: RefSeq, a predicted model, not a curated record